Messenger RNA from Babjeviella inositovora NRRL Y-12698, 2672 nucleotides. RefSeq lists its product as uncharacterized. The record is from RefSeq and is a predicted model, not a curated record. Bases 442 to 2514 code for a protein of 690 amino acids. The transcript has a single exon. Lineage: Eukaryota; Fungi; Ascomycota; Pichiomycetes; Serinales.
GCGCAAUCCGGCGCAUAAAUUUGACUUCCGCACCAUAAUCGCACCCGCCCGCGAGCAUUGCUUAAGAACCCAAAUCUGCUGCAGCCUGGAUAUGAUGGCUGCACAAAAGUUCAGUUUCAAACGACAGACUACUUCGCCUUUCUUUCUCCAUCAGCUCCAAACCUAACACCGAAAGGACGAUAAAGCAACACAACUAAUACCAUUUUUUGUGUGUUUCCUUUGAUUCUCCAUCGAUAAGUGCCACGCCCCCUUUCAUCCUUCGAUCCCGCGGAAGCUCACCCCUCAUAGCCCCAUUCUUGAUUUGGCUCUUUCAUGAACCCAGGUCAUCUAGUUUAACCAAAUAAUAGCACUGACUGCUUCAAUACCCCCUACUCUCUGGCUUUUUCCACGACAGGUCCUGUUCCCACAGCAGACACCGUCUUUCCCCGCCCCGUUGCAUCCAUGUUUUUGAACAGAAUCAAAGUAGACAAAAGCUUGUCGCACUUAAAGGUAGACGCCUCGCUCCAGGUGCCGCUGAACCCCCAGCCGUGCACGAACUACUUGGCGGUGCAGGAGCAGAAGAGCCACUCCACCAGAAGCUUGCUCAAAAAGAAAAGCAGCCAGCUUUUGAACUUUGGGGGCUCUUCUGCCUCGCUCAAACCUCCAGUUCGCUCGCACAUACUGUCCCAGGCCUCCAGCGUAGCCUCCAGCAGCUGGGAUUUACGCAACCCGGGUAGCCCCUCCACGCCGGCGAUGGAACGCACGCCCUCCCACACGUCUAUGGCGUCGUUCUACACCACCGACGAAGACGCUCUUUACGAUGUGUUCAACGUGAUUGACCCAGUGCCGGCAGCUCCGCCCUCUUACAACGAUUUACCGCCGGGCGGUAUUCCAAAGUUCUGCAUCUUUCCGCGCCACACCGAAGGCAGCGAAGCCUUGCCGUGCUAUAUACCUUCAGUGUACAAACUCUUUCGGACAGAGCGCAAGGUGGAGUGGAUUUCUCCGUACGAGCCGUCCACCAGCAGAAGCUGGAAGGACUGCAUCGUGGAGAUCAACAACACUCAGCUCAAUAUCUACGGCUUGGUCGACCAGGUGAAGCACUUCAAAUACGACUCAACUAAAAUCUUUGGCGAGCGCGGCGACUUGCAGGACUACACCAGCCGCUAUACCACCGACGAAGACUUACAGUUUAUGAUGUACUGCCAGAACUUCAAGGUGUUGGUGCCGUCUAACUUGCUCCGCUCCUACUCGUUGCAGCACGCAGUGGUCGGCUCCGCCAACGACUUCACCAAGCGCAAGAACUGCAUGCGUGUGCGGGCCGAGACGGAGCAGUUUUUGUUCCACUUUAAGGCGUUGGAAGACAUGAUUGAUUGUCACACCGCCAUGUCAAAUGCCCGUGACGUGUCGUUGGACUUGGCCCUUCGCGAGAUGCCCAAGUACCGCACCGUUCCCAGGCGGAGAAGACGGGACCGCCGCGGCGGAACCAACUCCGGCACCGGGAACAGAAACAGGUCCUACUCCGACACCGAGUUGAUACGAAGGAGCUUGAACGAGCGGUUCUUCAAGCGAGGCAACAGCGCGAGCUCCUUGCAUACCUUGUCCAUCAAUAAUCCGCUCAAGAACAAGUUGUUUAGCAGGAUGUCGUUUAGCAGGUCCAAAGAUCGCACGGCCUCCUCUCCGUCCUCUGUUGCUUCGUCUCCUGCCCCGCAGGACAGAGGUUACAGCACGCGUGGAAGUGCGACCCACUCCCGAAUCAGUUCCUCUGCCCACUCCUCCAUCACCGACAUCAUGUCUAGCAAUGCCCCGCAUACAGCUACCACCGAGUUGACCCCGCAGUCAUCUUCAAAUGAGAAUGAGAGAUUACUGCUUAACCGGAGUAGUGUGGAAGAGCAGGACGAGCAGGAGCGCCAACAGAACGACGAGUAUCAAGAACUGCUGUUCGAAAACGAGAAUCUUGACGACAUGGACGAAGAGGACAUCGACGAUAUUCACGAUAUUGCCGAGUCAGAUGAUGAAGACGAAACCAACGAAGGAGCCUCGGGGAUGGUGGAAGUUGCCUCUGCACCAGUCACCAACUCACCUUCCUCCACCCAUCUCCAUCCGUUUAUGUUCAACAACUUCUACGAAGACGACGGGGACCGUCGUGGCACCAACUGGAAUUCCGAUAUCAAGUGGAGACCGUUGAAGAAGUUCUAUCCACACUACAAGACGGUGAGAAACAAGGCACGUUGCUUAAACUUGUUACCCGUUGACGAGCAAUGGGCCGGGAAGCCGGUGGUUUGUGCCACAAUCACACCCAACUACAUUGACUUCAUCCAGAAUAUCAACUUCAACAAGUUUGGUUCGUCGCCAUCACUGGUGUCUUUGUUCUCCAAGGGCUCCGCUAUAAGGGGCGACUACCAGUCCCCCAGAAGUGGUAGCUCAGCUAGAUUUUCUAGCAGAGACAUUAAUUCCAGUGUUAACAAGGCUGCGCGCAUCCCAGAGCACUACACCAGACAGUACACGGUUAGCCCGGGCGGUCUAGUUCCUGCUUGAUCCCAUCUCAUUAUGUUUAAUAUGAUUCUUUAUUCUUUGGUUUUGGUUUCUUUUUGAUUGUAUUUUGUGUCUUCACUCAUCUCACUUUAUGAUUAAUUUCUAGAUCGUUGAUAGUUACCGGUCUGGGGACGCAUGCAAAUAUAAACUAUGUCUAUACG